Acyrthosiphon pisum (pea aphid) is the source of this 962-nucleotide messenger RNA. RefSeq names its product FAD-linked sulfhydryl oxidase ALR. Gene Ontology annotation, molecular function: flavin-dependent sulfhydryl oxidase activity; flavin adenine dinucleotide binding. Gene Ontology annotation, cellular component: mitochondrion. The coding region runs from base 272 to 616 and encodes 114 amino acids. The record is from RefSeq and is a predicted model, not a curated record. Lineage: Eukaryota; Metazoa; Arthropoda; Insecta; Hemiptera; Aphididae. The transcript is spliced from 4 exons.
ACAAAACUAUAAAUAAUAGGUAGCUCAUAUUUCCAAGGUAUUUCAUCAAAUUAAUAUAAUUAAGUAUUAAAAUAUGGUUUAACGGUUGCCUUUUUAUUCUAAAGGAAAAUUAUAAUGAAAUCGUUUUUCGUGAAAUCUUUAUUAGGUACCAUUAUCAGGUAAGAUUACUAAAAAAAAAAGAUUUGAUGCACGAGUUCUGUUUGUUGCCUAUAGUGAUAAACGUGUUUACGAUUUGAAACAAUUCAAAAUUUAAAAAAUUUACAACAAUUAUAUGGAAGACUGUCCAUUGGAUAAAGCACAAUUAGGAUAUCAUACCUGGAGUCUUCUUCACUCGAUGGUGGCGUACUAUCCAGAUGAUCCUUCUCACCAACAACGGAAAGAUAUGGAUAAUUUUUUUAGAUUAAUUGGCCGUCUUUAUCCUUGUGAAACAUGUGCACGAGAUUUCACCCUGCUUUUAACCAGUCAACCACCUGAAACAGAUUCUCAACAAUCCCUAUCGAAUUGGCUAUGCCGUGUACAUAACCACGUUAACCAAAAACUUGGUAAGCCAUUAUUUGAUUGUAACCUGGUUAACGAGCGUUGGAGGGAUGGGUGGAAGGACGGAAGCUGUCAAUAAAAAAAUGUAUACAUUUUUAUUACACUAUCACCUGUUAGGGUGUGUAAAAAUUGUUUAUUCAAUAUUGGUUAAUUAAUUGUUGCCAAACUGUAUCCAACAAUUUAAGAUAAAUUAUGUUACUUAAUGAUUAUGAUGACGUGAUCUCUAUAAGAAAGCAUUCGAUUAAAAUAAUAGACGCAAAAAUACUUUGCAAUGCAUUUGCAUACAAGAGAUAGAACGUAUAUACCUAUGAUGCAUCUGAAUAUUGAUCAAAGGAUGCAGGAAUAGUUUGGAAAAAUAAUUCGAAGCUUGAUCAAACCACAAUAUUUUGAAGACUUAAAUAAAAUUGUUCAAUGUUUUAAAAUUU